Molecule: messenger RNA, 3451 nt
Organism: Cydia fagiglandana
Lineage: Eukaryota; Metazoa; Arthropoda; Insecta; Lepidoptera; Tortricidae
Product: MPN domain-containing protein CG4751
Exons: 7
Coding region: 204-2879 (891 amino acids)
Molecular function (GO): protein binding; metallopeptidase activity
Source: RefSeq, a predicted model, not a curated record
AAUUACUUGGUGCUUGGUGAUUUCCUUGGACAAUUUUGUUGAUACAUUCAACUGGUGUACACAUUUCAAAACAGAAGAAAAUACCAACAGCAAAGCUAUUAAACAAGCUUUACACCGGUUUUGUACUUUUAAGCGCUGCGAUGUUUUUAUCCAGCCAAUAAAUAUAUUUUUUUAAUUUAUCAAUUUAAUAUACUGAGAACGCCAUGGAUCUACAAACUUCGCAUUUAGCUGCUGCUUUGAUGUCUGGCACAAACUCUUAUGCCAGUAACACAGUACAAGAGACUGCAGUCAAAAGUGCUCCUGAUGAUGUUAAAGCGGAUAAACCUACCGAGAAAGACAGUUUAGAGGAAGAGAAAGAAGAAAUUGGAAGCGGCGAAGAGUUUACAGACGAGGAAUCUGAAACACAACCAGGUAGCAAGUCUACACCUGGUCGAGGUGUGACUCUGCAAAUGUUAUUGGAAGAAAAAAUGUUGGAGCCAGGCAAUGCUGCAAUGACAAUAGAAUAUUUGGGACAAAAAUUUGUAGGUGAUUUACAAUCUGAUGGAAAAAUUAAAUCUCAUGAGACUGAAACUAUAUUUUGCUCUCCAUCCGCUUGGGCAAUACAUUGCAAAAGAAUUAUAAACCCCGACAAAAGGUCUGGUUGUGGCUGGGCAUCAGUCAAGUAUAGAGGAAAGAAACUGGAUACAAUUAAAGCCACUUAUUUGAGGAAGAAACAACUUCAAAGAGAAAACAUGCAUACUGAUGAGGAAACUGAAAUGGAGGUGGAAAAUCCUCCAGAACCGCCACCACAAAGGGUUGUGAUGAAACACAACACAGUACCUAAUAGGAUGAUGCAGCAUGAUGCAAAUAUGCUCAUAGAGGCAGUCUCAUUCUCAUCUGUGGGGAAAGUGCAGCCAUUUUUGGUAUCAGUAAGUUCUAACGCUUGUCUUAUACUUGAUAUACAUUGUCACUUGAAGAAACAGGAAGUUUAUGGAUACCUCGCUGGAACUUGGGACCUUAACAAUCAUAAUGUGAUGAUAACUCAUACAUUCCCUUGCUUAAUAAGCAAAAGUGACCCCAGGCCGCGGGUACUGGUAGAACUAGAGAUCCAGAUGGAAAUUGAGAAGCUUGGUCUCACCCUUCUGGGAUGGUAUCAUUCACACCCGACUAAUCCGGCCAUGCCAAGUCUACGAGACUGCGAUAAUCAGUUGGAAUAUCAAAUAAAGAUGAGAGGACCCUCGGAAAUUUCAUACAUACCGUGCAUUGGAGUCAUCUGUUCCCCUUAUAACCCAGAGAGCCCUGUCUUGGAAUCUUCCCUUACCUGCUUCUGGGUGAUGCCACCGCCGGAACAGCGCCCCACGGAAUACCCGCGACCCUUACUUCUACAGCACAACAUGAUCCACGACACGCACUUGACUCCACAUGCCAUGGAACAGAUCAAAAACAGCAUUAAGUAUUACUUCACAUAUCCCGAUGAGACAUCCGUUAACUUCAAGGAUAACUUCAAACCAGAUAUUACAUAUCUAGACAAGUUAAAGAGUACUUUGAUGCCUAAAUUCCCGCGUGAGCAAAGUGAUGGUCUAUUGUGGCACUUUAUACGUGACGAACUAGGGUGCUCCUCUGAACAUGAUGACAAAAUCGACUUGGAUGCUCUAUUGGCAGUACCUCAGCCUAUUCCUGUAUCAAAACCAAGUCAAGCCACAUCUAUACCGAACUUUCCCUCAGUUAGCACAUUGCAGCAAAUGGUCAGCAGGCCUGCCGGAGUCCCGCCUAUUAACGUGUCUUCAGGUCUCGGAUCGGCUUCUCCCCAUAAAUUUGAAACUCCACCGUUGAACAUUCCCCUUAUGCCGACAUCAUCUAAAUCGUCUAAGUCAAGUACUCCAUCAUUACCGUCAAGUUAUCCAACUGGCUUGGAUAUGUUAACAAGUAUGGCAUUAGGCUUGGGGACAUCUAACAUGCCAAUGCCUUUGGGGGCGGGCAGUUUAGAAAGUCUUGCCGCCGCAAACAGUAUGCUAACAGGGCUCACGCCUGGAAUGUCGUCUAGUUUAGCGGCGAGUCUGACUGGUGGGAAACUUCCAGACCCGCCCUCUUAUGCGGCUUCUUUACACAAUUUAACCAGCAGCAUUGGCAGCUACGAUAAAACUUCUACCAGCACCUCGACCAGUACCACUUCCGCGGCACCCAUACCCGCCAGUAUCGCUUCAAAUCUCAUGAUGAGUUCGGCAGACAUAGCGAAUGCCUUGUUCUCGGCUAGUAAAUAUUCUAGUGCUGGAAUACUAGGUAUACCCGAUCCGAUGUCCAAAUCUACGUUAGCCGCUAACAACAUGUUCUUAUCGCCAUCUUUGAUGAAAAUGCAGGAGUCCCUCAUGAAGCCACUCUCGAGCAGCAGCCCUAUCAGUACUCGAGUAGGUUUAGACCAGAGUCCGCUCAUGAAGUCUCCUCAUGAUUUACUUAAAGGAAACAAAGACUACUUGCCACCAGACUUUGGUAGUAUUGGGAAGGGAAAAUCAGACACCCCACUGGAUCCUAUGAACUUGACUGAGACUACCACGUCUUCAAAAGCAGAAACAUCGAAAGCAGACAAUAUCGAGCAGCAGGCAACAGACUUUAGCUUGCCUUCUAGGGUGGGCGGAGAGUCAUUUUUGAACCAAAUGCUGGAACUGACGAAGAAAACUACAAUGCCUGAUUAUUUAGAUUACAGUCAGCCACUAAAACUGUCCAAGACAGAAGACUUGUCGGCGCCGGCACCGAGCCACUCGUACUCGAGUACAGGAAGCAUCGUGGACACAAUAUCGCAAGUUGCGAUGGGUAAUUACUCGGGUCACGAGGAGCCUAUAGAUUACGGCAAGGAACAAGAUUAUAGCACAACGCAAAGUACGGCUGGCGAAAAUGGAAGUUAAGAAUCUCAUCUUUGCUACCUAUUGCUCUUAUAAGUAUUAUAUUUAGAAAUAAGUACUUUAAUAUAUUGUGUGACUGGUACUAAACGUGCUGGUUUUAAGGCACUGAUGUAAGCUAAGAUAUAUGCUACGUAAGUCGUCGUUCGACGGUUUUUGACGUCGUCCAAGUCGCCAGAACUAUGUCUGCAAUACGGAGGACAGUAAGUUUCGAUACAGAGGAAAGUGAUGCAAAUUCUUGGGCAUCUAUACCCAACUGUACUGUACUCAUGGCGUACGGCGUACAUAUUAAUUUUACCAUCGAACAUUUUACUGUUUCAACGAAUAAUGUUGAGAAUGUGUGACUGUGUGUGUAUGAAUUUUAAUUAAAUAUUGAACGGUUAUGAUACUCGAGGUACUAAAAUGUUCGAAUAUAUGUAAUGGUCUGAAUUUUACUAGUUUGAUGAGCAAUAGUUUGAUGAGAAUAACUAUCCCAUCGAGUGAUGAACGAAGUCUAUUUGAAUGUGGUAUUUGCCAAAUUAGUAUUGUAAUGAAUAAUUUUGCGCGCAGUAUUUAUUAUACACUUAAAUAAAUUAAUA